AUGGUUGGCGGAAACUUUCCCAGAGACGUUGUUACCGAGCAAGAAUGUUGCCUUCGACUCUGCUUCUGGACUACCGACGAACGGCCAGUGUUCCUGUCCAGCGUGUUCUGGCCCAGAGGAGGUUGCAUGCUGGAUAAGAACGGGAUGCCGGUGACCAUUGAGAAUGGCGGCUAUCUCUCUGACCCCGGGCACGACACUACAAUCGUUGACGUUGGUGCGAACUAUGAUCGGGUGGAAGAAGUUGAGCUUCCCGAUGAAGUUCAGCAAGCUUGGGAUCAGGGUCAAGAUUUUCCAGGAGACAUACAUCAAGCAUGGCAGGACGGCUGCAGUUCCUUCGAGUUGCCUGUGGGAAGCUCGCCACCUACUAUGUUUCAAAACUACAAGUUCUCACUUGCGGAUGACGAAGCCGAUGAGCCAUUAGGAUGCAUCGUGAGCAUGGUUAUCAGCAUGUGGAGGGGCGCCAGAGCGGCAGGGAUUCUACCCAACCUUGCGCGGCAGUUGAUUCUCUCCUACCUGUUUUUCCCUCUGGAGCCACGUUCCUUGUCAGGGAGCCUGGCCGUUGCAGUAGGCGUGCUAACGGCCCCGGAGAGAAUAAAACACAAGGAUCAGGAAGAGGGUGAGGAGGAAGGCGAGUGUGUCAUUUGUGGCGGGCCUGCGGUUAGUUGGCUGGGUGGCCAGGGUGUGAAAGCUGCUUCAUGGAGCAUUGAUUAG
Messenger RNA from Symbiodinium necroappetens, 711 nucleotides. The record is from the annotation of a GenBank genome assembly. NCBI's taxonomy places the organism in Eukaryota, Dinophyceae, Suessiales, Symbiodiniaceae.